This is a messenger RNA of Fusarium coffeatum, 732 nucleotides long. RefSeq lists its product as uncharacterized. The record is from RefSeq and is a predicted model, not a curated record. The transcript is spliced from 3 exons. Lineage: Eukaryota; Fungi; Ascomycota; Sordariomycetes; Hypocreales; Nectriaceae. Bases 1 to 732 code for a protein of 243 amino acids.
AUGAAGGUCGUUAUUGCAGGAUCAACCGGUUUCGUCGGCCAAGAAGUAGUCCGCCAAGCUCUGCUCCACCCUCUGAUCACGAAAGUUGUCACCCUCUCCCGUCGCGACCACGAGCUCGCUGAAGAUCUACGAACCCCCGAUAUCGAGGAGAAAUUUACGUCCGUCAGUUGUUCCGACUUUAAAAGCUAUCCUCAAUAUGUCAAGGAUGAGAUCUCUGGAGCAGACGCCUGCAUCUGGCUUAUUGGUGUCACUCCUGCCAAGUUGAAGCAGUAUACUUGGGAUCAAGUCCGCAUGAUUUGCUAUGAGUAUGCACUUUAUGCGGCUGAUACCUUUGCCAAGCUACCGCGCGAAGGGAAACCUGAGCCUCUGAGGUUUAUAUACGUGAGCGGUUCCAACGCUGAGCGCGAUCCUGCAAAGAAACCAUGGAUCCUGGGAGACUACUGUUUACUUCGUGGCCAAGUGGAGAAGCAAAUCCUUGAGCGUGCGCAAUUGUCAGACGGAAGAAUGCAGGUGCUCGUCACCAAAUCUGGGAUGAUCACGGAUCCAGAUAUGGGCAUUGUAAAGCAAGCGUUCCGAUUCUUCUCCCACAUGAUUGUCAGCGUCCCCAGUAUCGGACGGGCUGAGAUGACUGCUGCGCUAUUGAACCAAGCAGUAAAUGGAUUAAACAAAGAUACCUUGUCGAAUGCGGAAAUGGCGGAGAUUGGAAAGAAGGAGUUGGUCAAGCUGGGGUAA